Molecule: messenger RNA, 2341 nt
Organism: Arabidopsis thaliana (thale cress)
Lineage: Eukaryota; Viridiplantae; Streptophyta; Magnoliopsida; Brassicales; Brassicaceae
Product: Nucleic acid-binding proteins superfamily
Exons: 13
Coding region: 117-2123 (668 amino acids)
Source: RefSeq, marked reviewed
UUUUAAUUCUUUUAAAAAUUCCCCGCGAAAGCACAAAUGCCCUGAAUUCCUCCUGAUAAACCCCGGCAAUUUCAGUAACGUCAAAUCUAGGGUUUUGAAUUGGUAUCCGAGCUCUGAUGGGGGAUACAAACGGAGCAUCGCUCAUUGAAAUUGGUGACCAGGAAGAAGUAGAAGAUCCAUUUCUGGCUUUCCUGGACUACGCCAGAACUGUGAUUUCACCGGAAGACGACGAAGAUGAGAAGGAAGAGAGUAAGAGGGGUCCCGGCGAAGCCAUGACUGAGGCUAGUGGUCCGGGUUGGGGCUGGGUCGCCUCGCGUAUUCUGAAAACCUGUACUGCUUAUUCUAGCGGUGUCACUGCCGCGAUUCUCUUGUCCGAUCUCUCUCAGGCAUGGCAUGAGCAAAACAAACCAGGAAUGUCAAAGAAGAAGCCGGAACUUAUAGAUCAGUUGAAGAAGGGUCACAGAAGAAGAAGACUCGCUAAUACCGUUACAAUUGACUCCAUUUAUGAGAAGAACUUUUUGUCCAUGAACAGCGUUUUGGAAGCUGUUAUUAUCAAUGCCGAUGUUCUUCCUGGUACAAACAUAUUCAUGCUUACACUAGGGGACUUUUGGAGCUCCAACACCAUUGAUCUCUAUCUACAUCGGAGGUAUUAUGAGUUGGUGGAAACACCAAAUGGGAUUCUUCGGAAAGGCAGAGAAGUUUUGAUCACUGGAUGCUACCUUCGUACCGCGAGAGAAGGAUUUGGCACUCCACGGUUACUUCCAACUGAGUAUCUUGUCGUAUUGCUAGAUGAGGACCAAGAUGAUGAUGCAAUCCUCAUAGCAGCUCAAUUUUGUUCCGAUACUUUCUCAUCUGUUUCUCUUGAUGCUUUCAACGAUGGAGCUUCUUACUCUCUGUAUGCUAGAAUUGAAUCUAUAGGUCCUCUGGAAUCUGAACUCACGUUUAGUACUGCACGUAGAAGGCAAAUUUCACUUGUAGAUGGUGAUGGCGAUAGGUUAAAAUUUAUCUUGUGGGGAGAGCAAGUCAUUGUGGCAAACCUUCUGAGUGUGGGAAGUGUGCUUGGGAUUGAGAGGCCUUAUAUUUCUAGUCUCGAAGAGAGUGCAAUGGAAGGAAAUUAUGAGUUCUGCCUUGAAUACGGUAGCGCAACACAUCUCUAUCUAGUGCCAUCAACCUUACAAGAGGAACGGGUUUGUGUAGCGUUGUCACAACAUCAGUGUCAAGGAUCUAAACUGCUUGGUUCAGUCGGAGUUUCACAGGUGACAUUGCCUCGUGAUGCCGAUGGGUCUGUAGACUUCAGUAAUUAUCCUUUUCGGACGAUGAUAACGGACAUUCGUGACAAAACGACUGGCAUCAGUCUUUAUGGGGUUGUAACAGACAUUUCAUGUGAUCCAAACGCCACAGGAGUGGUCUUUUCUUUGAAGAUCGAGGACACAACUGGAGCAAUAUGGGCUAAGCUCCAUUUUACCAAUUACUGGUCGUUGGGAAGGUUAGGGCUUGGUCAUGUCGUGUACGUGUCUGGGUUAUCCUGCAAAAUCACAAAAGAGAACUGCAUUGAGAUGUUAUGGCAUGAGAAAGACGAGAAAGCUACAUUCGUAAACCUUAGCUGCUUGCCUGCAUUUCUGACCUCUUCUUGUAUUCACCUGAUCUCCACUCUCUCCCAAAUAUCAAAACAGAGAAAACCUGCAAUAAAUAUUUGUCGGGUUAAGCUGGAUGAGAUCGACCAAUGCCAUAACAUCAACACUAGACUAGCUCAUAGCCUUUGCGGCCAUUUCAUAGAUGAAGAAUCAUCAUCAUCUUAUGGAGCGAACCUGCAUUGUAGUUUCUGCCGAGUAAGCUGCAACAGUAACACAGAAGUAGUGAGAACAUUCCACAUAACGAUAACACUUGCAGACGAGGAAACCAAACUAUACGCGUGGUGUACUGGUCAGUCUGCAUCAGCUAUACUUCAAAUAUCUCCUGAUGAAUUCUGUGACCUCCCAGAGGAUGAUCAGCUAAUGUAUCCGUCUUCAUUGGAGAACGAAUGGUUUCUAGUGAUUUUAGCAAACAGCGGUAGCCGGAAUUUGGGUUCCGGUCAUGAAACGGACGACACUUGCUGGGAAAUCACACGAGCUCUCAAGAUUUGAAGCUACCAUGAAUUUUCCUUUACUUGUCAUGAUUAGUUGAAAAAACAGACUCUGACCGUCUUUAAAAUACUAAACUAGUGGAGAGACUAUUUGAAUUAAGAACGUGAAUGUCUGUUUGUCUUUUUGGACAGUGUUGAAAAACUUGGUGGGCCCAGACCCCGCCCUUAUCUUGUCCGUUACAUUUGCCUCCGUGAAGAUAUUUUCCACCCACUGUUUUU